AUGAGUGUGCCCCCAGUCCGAGAGUGUCUCCAGUCCGAGUGUGUCUCCAGUCCGGGUGUGUCUCAAGUCAGAGUGUGUGUCCAGUCCGAGCGUGUCUCCAGUCCGACUGUGCCCCCAGUACAAUCCAAGAGUGUGUCCAGUCUGAGUGUGUCUCCAGUCAGAGUGUGCCCCCAGUCCGAGUGUAUCUCCAGUCCGAAUGAGUCUCCAGUCCGGGUGUGUCUACAUUCCGAGUGUGUGUCCAGUCUGAGUGUGCUUCCAGUCCGAGUGUGUCUCCAGUCCAAGUGUGCUUCCAGUCUGAGUGUGUCUCCAGUCCAAGUGUGCCUCCAUUCCCCGUGUGUCCCCAGUCCGAGUUUGUCUCCAGUCCGAGUGUGCCCCCAGCACGAGUGUGCCCCAGUCCAAGUGUGUCUCCAGUCCGAGUGUGUCUCCGGUCCGAGUGUGCCCACAGUCCAAGUGUGCCUCCAGUCCGAGUGUGUCUCCAGUCCGAGUGUGCCGCCAGUCCGGGUGUGUCUCCAGUCCGAGUGUGCCCCCAGUCCGAGUGUGCCUCCAGUCCGAGUGUGCCCCCAGUCCGAGUGUGUCUUCAGACCGAAUGUGUCUCCAGUUCGGAUCUGUCUCCAGUCCGGGUGUGUCCCCAGUCCGAGUGUGCCCCCAGUCCGAGUUUGUCUCCAGUCCGAGUGUGGCCCCAGCACGAGUGUGCCCCAGUCCAAGUGUGUCUCCAGUCCGAGUGUGUCUCCGGUCCGAGUGUGCCCACAGUCCAAGUGUGCCUCCAGACCGAGUGUGUCUCCAGUCCGAGUGUGCCCCCAGUCCGGGUGUGUCUCCAGUCCGAGUGUGCCCCCAGUCCAAGUGUGCCCCCAGUCCGGGUGUGCCCCCAGUCCGAGUGUGCUUCCAGUCCGAGUGUGUCUCCAGUCCCAGUGUGCCUCCGUUCCCUGUGUGUCCCCAGUCCGAGUUUGUCUCCAGUCUGAGUGUGGCCCCAGCACGAGUGUGCCCCAGUCCAAGUGUGCCUCCAGUCCGAGUGUGUCUCCAGUCCGAGUGUGUCUCCAAUCCGGGUGUGUGUUUCCAAUCCGGAUGUGUCUCCAGUCCGAGUGUGCCCCCAGUCCGAGUGUGUCUUCAGACCGAAUGUGUCUCCAGUCCAGGUGUGUCUCCAGUCCGAGUGUGUCUUUAGUCCGAUUGUGUCUCCAGUCCGAGUGUGUCUCCAGUCCGGGUGUGUCUCCAGUCCGAGUGUGCCCCCAGUCCGAGUGUGCCUCCAGUCCGAGUGUGUCUCCAGUCCAAGUGUGCCUCCGGUCCGAGUGUGCCCACAGUCCAAGUGUGCCUCCAGUCCGAGUGUGUCUCCAGUCCGAGUGUGCCCCCAGUCCGAGUGUGCUUCCAGUCCGAGUGUGUCUCCAGUCGAAGUGUGCCUCCAUUCCCCGUGUGUCCCCAGUCCGAGUUUGUCUCCAGUCCGAGUGUGGCCCCAGCACGAGUGUGCCCCAGUCCAAGUGUGUCUCCAGUCCGAGUGUGUCUCCGGUCCAAGUGUGUCUACAGUCCAAGUGUGCCUCCAGUCCGAGUGUGUCUCCAAUCCGAAUGUGCCCCCAGUCCGGGUGUGUCUCCAGUCCGAGUGUGCCCCCAGACGGGUGUGCCCCCAGUCCGAGUGUGUCUCCAGUCCAGGUGUGCCCCCAGUCCGAGUGUGCUUCCAGUCCGAGUGUGUCUCCAGUCCAAGUGUGCCUCCAUUCCCCGUGUGUCCCCAGUCCGAGUUUGUCUCCAGUCCAAGUGUGUCUCCAGUCCGAGUGUGUCUCCAGUCCGAGUGUGCCCCCAGCCCGGGUGUGUCUCCAGUCCGAGUGUGCCCCCAGACGGGUGUGCCCCCAGUCCGAGUGUGUCUCCAGUCCAGGUGUGCCCCCAGUCCGAGUAUGCUUCCAGUCCGAGUGUGUCUCCAGUCCAAGUGUGCCUCCAGUCCGAGUGUGUCUCCAAUCCGAAUGUGCCCCCAGUCCGGGUGUGUCUCCAGUCCGAGUGUGCCCCGGACUGGAGACAUUCCCCGUGUGUCCCCUGUCCGAGUUUGUCUCCAGUCCAAGUGUGUCUCCAGUCCGAGUGUGUCUCCGGUCCGAGUGUGCCCACAGUCCAAGUGUGCCUCCAGUCCGAGUUUGUCUCCAAUCCGGGUGUGUGUUUCCAAUCCGGGUGUGUCUCCAGUCUGAGUGUGCCUCCAGUCCGAGUGUGCCUCCAGUCCGAGUGUGCCCCCAGUCCGAGUGUGUCUUCAGACCGAAUGUGUCUCCAGUCCGGGUGUGUCUCCAGUCCGGGUGUGUCCCCAGUCCGAGUGUGCCCCCAGUCCGAGUGUGUCUCCAGUCCGGGUGUGGCCCCAGCACGAGUGUGCCCCAGUCCAAGUGUGUCUCCAGUCCGAUUGUGUCUCCAGCCCGAGUGUGCCCACAGUCCGAGUGUGCCUCCAGUCCGAGUGUGUCUCCAGUCCGGGUGUGUCCCCAGUCCGAGUGUGCCCCCAGUCCGAGUGUGUCGCCAGUCCGACUGUGCCCCCAGUACGAGUGUGCCACCAGUCCGAGUGUGUCUCCAGUCCGAGCGUGUCUCCAGUCCGGUCUGAGUGUGUCUCCAGUCCGAUUGUGCCCCCAGUCCGAGUGUGUCUUCAGUCUGAGCGUGUCUCCAGUCCGGGUGUGCCCCCGGUCCGAGCGUGUCUCCAGUCCGAGCGUGUCUCCAGUCCGAGUGUGGCCCCAGCACGAGUGUGCCCCCAGCACGAGUGUGCCCACAGUCCGAGUGUGUCUCCAGGCUGAGUGUGCCCCCAGUCCGAGUGUGCCCCCAGUCCGAGUGUGCCCCCAGUCCGGGUGUGUCUCAAGUCUGAGUGUGUGUCCAGUCCGAGCGUGUCUCCAGUCCGACUGUGCCCCCAGUCCGACUGUGCCCCCAGUCCGACUGUGUCUCCAGUCCGAGUGUGUCUCCGGUCCGAGUGUGUCUCCGGUCCGAGUGUGCCCACAGUCCGAGUGUGCCUUCAGUCCAGGUGUGUCUCCAGUCCGACGGUGCCCCCAGUCCGGGUGUGUCUCUAGUCCGACUGUGCCCCCAGUACGAGUGUGCCCCUAG
This is a messenger RNA of Chiloscyllium plagiosum (whitespotted bambooshark), 3042 nucleotides long. The record is from RefSeq and is a predicted model, not a curated record. NCBI's taxonomy places the organism in Eukaryota, Metazoa, Chordata, Chondrichthyes, Orectolobiformes, Hemiscylliidae.